Messenger RNA from Eublepharis macularius, 1066 nucleotides. It is a transcript of the gene GPR141, whose product is annotated as G protein-coupled receptor 141. Gene Ontology annotation, molecular function: G protein-coupled receptor activity; oxysterol binding. The record is from RefSeq and is a predicted model, not a curated record. Bases 1 to 915 code for a protein of 304 amino acids. Gene Ontology annotation, biological process: G protein-coupled receptor signaling pathway. NCBI's taxonomy places the organism in Eukaryota, Metazoa, Chordata, Lepidosauria, Squamata, Eublepharidae. The transcript has a single exon. Gene Ontology annotation, cellular component: membrane.
AUGGCUAAAGAGAACACAACCUUUCUAAGCGUACCUUUUGAACCCGAGCCAACAAACAGCAUUUGGAAAGCUGUCUUGAUUACAAUAUACACAGUGGUGUUCAUUGGAGGUGUGUGCGGAACCAUCAAAAUAUCCUUCCUGCUAGUGAAAAUGAAUAAGUUAUCAGUGACCACUACAGCAAUCAUAAACCUGGUGGCAGUUCACAGCCUUUUCCUUGCAACAGUGCCAUUUCGGCUGUACUACUAUGCCACGGACAAAUGGGUCUUUGGACAACCAUUUUGUAAAAUUGUGAGUGCAAUGAUACACAUCCACAUGUACCUCACCUUUCUAUUCUAUGUGUUUGUUUUGGUAAUCAGGUGCCUUAUUUUCUUUAAGUGGAAAGAUAAGUUGGAGUUCUACAGGAACCUACAUGCUGUGGCAAGCAGUGCAGCUAUAUGGAUCGUGGCUGUCGUAAUUGCGCUGCCGCUCAUACAUUGUUAUGGGACAACUGGGCAUUAUGAGAAUGCCACAUGUUUUACAUUCCACCAGGAGCUAAAGAACGACUCAGUGAAAGCACUGAACUAUGCUGUCAUUGCUCUCGUGGUCGUGAUCACUUGCACACUUUUGGGCUUGCAAGUUUUCAUCAUUCUAAAAGUGGUGAAAAAGCUAUCCGGAGCUAUUUGUUCACACCAAGAAUUUCGGGCACAGUUCAAAAGUUUGAUUUUCGUAUGGGUCAUUAUUCUUUGUUUCCUUCCUUAUCACUUUUUCCGGAUUUAUUACAUUCAGCAAUAUAAAGAAGGUUCUCAGUUGGAGAUAUAUAAUGAAAUUGGUUUGAGUAUCACUGCAAUCAGCUGCCUGGAUCUGUUGUCCUUUGUGUUAAGUGGAAGCCAGUUCUGGAGGCAAAAAAGCAUUCUGUUUUCAUGCUGUGUUAAAUGACAAUCUGCUACUUAGCAACGGGAUCUGCUUCUGUAUAGGAGAAAGGUAUAUGGCUCAGGGAUAAAUGUAUCUUUCUUGACUACAUUCCACGGAUGUUGCAUAGCAGUUAUGGCAACUGCAUCACAAUGUGAGAUUUAGAUACUAUUCUUAA